Messenger RNA from Sceloporus undulatus (fence lizard), 2316 nucleotides. It is a transcript of the gene SLC19A2, whose product is annotated as solute carrier family 19 member 2. Gene Ontology annotation, cellular component: plasma membrane. Lineage: Eukaryota; Metazoa; Chordata; Lepidosauria; Squamata; Phrynosomatidae. Gene Ontology annotation, molecular function: vitamin transmembrane transporter activity. The record is from RefSeq and is a predicted model, not a curated record. Gene Ontology annotation, biological process: transmembrane transport; vitamin transport. The transcript is spliced from 6 exons. The coding region runs from base 124 to 1653 and encodes 509 amino acids.
CCUCCCCAGAGGGCCUCCCUCCGACUAGAGGCCGGGGCCAAGGUGCCUUUGGCGGCCGCUCUUCCCUUCCAGGAGCCCCGCUGGCGGAGGAAGAAGGAGGCCCCUGGUCCCGGGCCUCGUCGGAUGGAAGCGGAGGAGGGCGCCGCCGUCCUGGGCGGGCUCGGGUCUGGUUCCGGCGGGGCGGCCAGGAGGAGGGCUGCUGCUGCUGCUGCUGGUGGUGUUCCGGGCGGCGUGGGCUGGGCCCUCCCCACCGCCGUCCUCUGCAGCUACGGCUUCUUCGCCAACCUCCGGCCCUCGGAGCCCUUCCUCACCCCGUACCUCCUGGGCCCCGACAAGAACCUCAGCCAGAGCCAGGUCUUCAAUGAAAUAUAUCCAGUAUGGACUUAUUCUUACCUGGUUCUGCUGUUCCCUGUCUUCCUGGCAACAGACUUCCUCAGAUACAAGCCUGUCAUACUUCUGCAAGGACUAAGCCUUAUUGUGACAUGGUUUAUGCUGCUUUAUGCCAAAGGACUCUUGGCAACUCAGUUCUUGGAAUUCUUCUAUGGACUGGUGACUGCAACAGAAAUAGCCUAUUAUUCCUACAUUUAUAGUGUUGUGGACUUAAACUUAUACCAAAAAGUCACAAGUUAUUGCCGAAGUGCAGCCCUUGUGGGUUAUACUGUGGGUUCAGUCUGUGGGCAGAUCCUGGUGUCUGUCGUUGGCUGGUCUCUCUUCAUUUUGAAUGUAGUGUCUCUCACCUCUGUAUCUGUGGCCUUUGCUGUGGCCUGGUUUCUGCCUAUGCCACAAAAAAGUCUUUUCUUUCAUCACCAUCACUCUAAUGCACAGGUCAGUAAGGAGACGAAGGUUGUAGAUUGUAAAAAUGGAACAGUCAUCCAAGAUGAUCCUGCCUUAAAGAGGGUGCCUGGGUGGGAAGAAGUUGAAUCGAAGGUCCCUUUAAAUAUAGAAGAGCAUCCUGAGGAGCAGCAGGAGCAGAAGGUGAACAUUGGAAAAGUAAUAAAAGAGCUCUGGCAGGAUUUCCUUCAAUGUUACUCUUCUCGGACUCUGCUGUGUUGGUCUGUCUGGUGGGCACUUUCAACAUGUGGCUACCUGCAGGUCGUAAACUACAUUCAAGGCCUGUGGGAAAAAGUGCUACCUUCUCAGAGCUUCGAGAUCUACAAUGGUGGUGUGGAAGCAACUUCCACAUUGCUGGGAGCUGUGGCUGUGUUUGGUGCUGGUCACAUAAAAACAUCUUGGGCUACUUGGGGUGAGAUAGCCUUAGCCAUGUUCUCCCUCUUCAUUGCUGCGGCUGUGUAUAUCAUGGACACUGUUCAUAACAUCUGGGUGUGCUACACUGCCUAUGUCCUAUUCCGAAUUGUCUAUAUGUUGCUCAUCACAAUUGCGACGUUCCAGAUUGCUACAAACCUCAGUGUGGAGCGGUAUGCCCUAGUUUUUGGCGUCAAUACUUUCAUUGCCCUGGCAUUGCAGACACUACUGACAUUGAUAGUUGUUGAUGCCAGAGGGCUUGGGCUGGACAUAUUUAAACAGUUCAUGAUCUAUGCUGGUUACUUUGCUGUCAUAUCAAUCAUAUUCUUGAUCAGUGGCACAUGCAGUAUUAUCAUGAAAUACUGGAGAAAGGAGAGGAGAAGAAAUAACACUACAGAAAAUGGUAUUUAACAGUUCAGAAUUUCUACUUGUUCAACAUCUGUGCCCGAGCAAGUGAGAUCUAUUUUAUAUAUGCAGUUUUCUAUUUAUUAAUGUAUACUGAAGCUGUUAUUUCCAGACUGUUACCUGAGCUGUACUUGACCAAUAUUUGUACUAUAUUAGUAGCAUAGGUUAGUAACAGAAUGUAUUGAAAUUUUAUCUUACAUAAGUAAGAAUACUGUUUAUAAAAUCAUGGCCUCAAAUAUGCCAUUUUGACCUGUCUGGGGAAGAUCAAAAGCAUGGUACUGGCUAGGUGAUUCUUCUCUUUCUUUUGUGACAAACAAGCCAUAAAGCAAUCAGUGGAAUUUCAUUGGUUUGUUAAAUUAGCCCAGUCCGUGUUGUUAGUGCUUUUGGUAGACUGGGUCACAAAGGUACUGGAAGAAUUCAGAUAUAAUCAAGAGCUGGAAUCAGUUGUGAACUUUAAGUUGGCAUUGAAAGAACACUGUCAAAGAGACAUGCACUAAUGAAUAGUAAAGUUAUCAUUUUUGCACACAAAUAUUUUCUGCAUUGUUGUAUGUCCUGUCUUGUCUGCCUUUUGGCAUUUCUAAAGCAGGAGUGAGCAAACUGUGGUCCUACAGAUAUUGGCCUGUUACAGACCGCCAAAAUAAAGCUGCUUCAGGUCUCUUUGGAGGUAUG